AAUUAGUUGCUGGCACACCUGAAGCUAUUAGUGUGACUCCUGUCUCAUCAAACGCUACUGCUUUAUUAAUUGACUGGGAGGAGCCUCAGAAUGGAAGCACUGGGGUAGUAGAAUACAUUGUACACUAUCAACCAACUAAUGUAUCUACUAAUUGUCCAGGUGUAAAGAAUGGCACUAUUAUCACCAACAGUAUUAAUACUAGUUUAUUAUUAACUGGCCUGGAGGAGAAUACGAACUACACUAUUACCAUUAGUACCAUCAGUGAAGCAGCUGUGGGUGAGCCAUCAGCUCCUGUAACUGCCGCCACUUCUACCAGUGCUCCAGCUGGUCCUCCUUUAAAUGUUACUGCUUAUCCAAUCAAUCCAAGCAGCAUUAACAUCACUUGGGAGCCUCCCCUCUGUCACCUUCAAAAUGGACCAAUCAGAUCGUAUGAGAUAGCCCAAACAGUGAUUAGGUUUGACCACACUAAUACUAUUCCUGUAGCAGCUGGCCAGUUGAGUUACAUGUUGACUGGUAUACCGUCAUUCAGAAAUAAUUCUAUUAUAGUCAGUGUUAAGAAUGACAAUGGAUCUGAAGCUAGUGAUAGAAUAUAUUCACACGUCAUCGGAAUUCCUCAACAGGUCCAAGGGUUAGGGGAUCUCUCGUUAAGUAUAACCACGGUAACAUUAGAAUGGGAUCCUCCUAAAGAUCGUAGUGGAGUUGACAUUAACAAUGUUUUCAAUCGUAAUUUAACGUACAUUUUGAAGUGGUACCGUGCACCAGCUGAUCAAUCUGAAUCAAUUAGUGAUGGUAGUGAACCUGUUGGUCAAGCUAGCAUCCACUCCUCUACACGAUACUCAGUACAACGCUUACUACCUAACACGACUUAUAGAAUUUAUGUAUUUGCCAAGUCAUCAUUUGGACAAGAAACUGGAGGUAGUUUUGUUGACAAGAAAACAACAGUGAUAGUAUCAAUUGAUUUAAAUGAAGUCAGUGAAGUCAAUUCAACUUCUGUUAAUGUAACGUGGACCCCUACUGCUAACAGAGACGUCACUCAGUAUGUGCUAUACUAUAAUUCAAGCACGGACAACUCUCCUGGUGAAACCUCUUCAAUGAAUAUAACUGGUCAUCAAUCUUCAUUUGUUGUAUUAACUGGUUUGGAUAAUUCAGCUACUUACACAUUUGCAAUAGCAGCUGCUGUUUAUACUACUGAAAAUGGUACAGUGGAGGGGCCUAUCUCACCAGUAGUAUCAUUCACAUUCACCCAACACAGUAAUUUCAGAUUGAUAAUGAUCAUUACUGGCAGUAUUGUGGGCGGUUUGCUUCUGCUAGUAUUCAUGAUAACGCUAACUGUGAUAUUAUUAACACUAUUGAAUCGGAGUAUCGGCCCACGUUUUGCCGUAAAAGGUGAGGAAGGUUACCUCUUAGUUCCGCUGGAUUCUUCUGAUUAUUCUGAGACCACACCCACUUCUAAUCGCCCAUCGAUAAUUGGUAAACCACCGACUGAAGUCCACGCUAUCGAAGGACAAGAAGUCGUGUUGAAAGUUCGUUUCCACGGUGACCCGACGCCCAAAUUGUCAUGGAAACAAGACGGGGAGGAGAUUGAUUGGGAGAAUUGCUCUUUUAUGCUGAAAAAUGGAGCAAUUGUGUUUCCUUAUGUAGAGGUGGCUCAUUCUGGUGAAUAUGAAGUGACUGGCAGUAAUGACAACGGCUCAGAGUCAGUGUCCAUUGUACUCACUGUAUAUCCAGAGACUGAUCUAAUGGCUCCUCUUAAAGAAGGAGUUAUUUCUUCUGUUAGGAUACCACUGGAGGAGUUCGGGCAAUAUGUGAAUAAUCUCCGUAAUAAUAACAAUAAGUUGUUCAGAGAGCAAUUCAAGAGGUUGGGUGUUCCUGAUUUACCAACUGAUAUUGCAUCAUCCGACGAAAACAAACCAUUCAACAGAAACCAGAAUAUAGUGCCAUACGAUGUCAAUAUAAUUGAGUUGGAGCCGUUACCAAGGUUUCUUGACUGUCAGCAUACUUACGUAAACGCCUCAUACAUAAUGGUUAAUAAAGAUGAUGAACAGGGUCAGAAAUACAUUGCAACACAAGGUCCUUUGGAUAGAACUGUGGUUGAUUUUUGGCGGAUGGUCUGGCAAGAGAAAGCAUGUGCCAUAGUCAUGCUAACUAAACUUCAAGAGGAUUUGAGGAUUAAAUGCAGUCAAUAUUGGCCCUCCAGGGGUUCCGAGGACUAUGGCCCCUUCACUGUGACCCUCCAAAAAGAAACAACCAGCAACUCCUUCAUCAUCAGGGAAUUGACACUACACUAUAAUACAAUGAUGGGGAAUUUGAGAUCUAAGAUUGUGAACCCCACAGGAAGAAUUGACCCAAACAAGAAAGAAUAUUACAGUUCAGCUCAGUCGACUUUGUUGAUCACUCAUUAUCAGUUCAUUGAUUGGCUGGAGUAUGGGCCACAGCCUCCUAUUAAUUCUUUGGUAAAAUUUAAUAAAAUAAUCUCAAACCAAACUGAACACAAGAAGGGACCAAUCGUAGUACACUGCAGUACUGGUGGAGGGCGAACAGGUGCUUUUAUUGGCAUGAGUUGCUCCAUUAAAGAUGCACUGACUGAAUCCAUUAUUGAUAUACCAGCAGUAGUGACAAUAAUGAGAGAACAAAGAAUGAUGAUGAUUCAAACACUGGACCAGUAUAUGUUGGUCCAUGAAGCUGUGCUGGAGCAAGCACUGUGUGGUGAUACUCAGAUUGCUGCUUGUGAUUUGCAAAGUACCAUCUCCUCUCUGUCGUCAAGUGAUAAUGCCUCUGUGACUGGAUUUGAAGCUCAGUUUAAUGUCCUAGAGCAAGUUUCUGUUCCUCCACAAGAUGCUGUCUGUGAUGUUGCAAGACAAAAUCCAAGGAAGAACAGAUAUCAAGAAAUAUUACCAACUGAUCAAUGGAGAGUUCACUUGAAGUCAGAAUCACCAGAUUACAUCAAUGCUGUUUUCAUACCGAGUUAUAAGAAUGACAAAGGUUUCAUAAUAGCUCAGUCUCCUCUUAGAGAGACAAGACGGGACUUUUGGAAGAUGAUAUUUGACAGAGAAAUCACAACAAUUGUUAUGCUCUCACCAAUAAUGGAGGGAGAAGAGGAGGCUUGUGCACAGUAUUGGCCUAAGGAGGGCACAAUUGAGUUCGGCGAGUUUACAAUAUCAGUGAGAGAGGAAUGGGGACAUCAGUCCUUCUCUAGGAAGCUACUCCUCGUCAGAAAUAACAAAAAUAAUAUGCUACGGAGAUUGGCUCAUUUUCAAGUUGAUGGGUGGAGCAAUGAUGACAUCACUUCCUGUAACGAAGGUGCUAUCAUUAAUACUAUGAAUUUAGUUAAGACACUACAGAGAAAGAGUCCAAAUACUCCAGUCCUCAUGCACUGCAGUAAUAUGAUUGGUCGUUCGGCCGUGUUUUGUGCUGCCAUGGCAACCGUUGAUCAGAUGAAGUCCAGCAGUGUUGUUGAUGUGUUUCAAACUGUGAAGAAUAUGAGAGUUAAUUUACCCGGAGCUGUUCAGAAUAAAGGACAGUAUAAGAUGAUUCAUACAUUGGCAGCUGCUUAUGUGAAUCUGUUCAGCACUUCUGCUAAUUUUUGAACGAAAAAUUUAAUAAAAACAACAAUAUAAUAAUCAUAUACACUAUAAUCAAGAUUGAGUGGUUUUUAGUAAUUCUUUUUUAGUUCAAAAUGUCUCUCCCUCUUUUCUCCAUUUUAUCCAAACAAUUGUAACCUUUUA
Messenger RNA from Amphimedon queenslandica, 3725 nucleotides. Its product is annotated as receptor-type tyrosine-protein phosphatase alpha-like. The coding region runs from base 504 to 3587 and encodes 1027 amino acids. The record is from RefSeq and is a predicted model, not a curated record. Gene Ontology annotation, biological process: protein dephosphorylation. The transcript has 24 exons. NCBI's taxonomy places the organism in Eukaryota, Metazoa, Porifera, Demospongiae, Haplosclerida, Niphatidae. Gene Ontology annotation, molecular function: protein tyrosine phosphatase activity; protein binding.